AUACCUUGAUAUAAUCUCGCUCUAUUAAAAUUACUUGGGGUAAUCCUUCAGAAUGUCGUUUAAUUUGGAGAAAUUUAUGAACGAUAUAAAAGGGGAAAUUUUGAGUUUACGUUAUGCCAAGAAACAGGAAUUAUUGUCUGUAGCCCAGAGAUGUGGUCUUGAGGUCGAUCCAAAACAUGUGAAAGCUGUCAUUAUUGGUAAUAUCCUGCAAUUCUUAAUAGAUAAGGGAAAUCAUCGAAGAUGAUGAUGAGGACGUCGAUGAAUUGCGAUCCCUUACUGGAGCAUAUGCCACCCCUGGAAUAGAUCCAAAUAUUGAAAAGUUGCGUCUUCAAAUACAUUUGCAACAAGAACAACAGAAAACUGCUGCACUAGAACUUCAAAAGCAUCAGGAAUUAUUGGCGUUGGAGUAUGAACACAAGUGUAAAGUGGCUGAACUAGAGAUACAAAAGGAACAGAAGUCGGCAAAUAUACAGAUUAAGCUGAAAACUGAUGGAGAGAUACCCAGUAAGUUCGACAUACUCAAAGCUAAAAGCUACUUCCGGAUUUUGAUGAAAAGGACCCAGAGGUAUUCUUUACAACGUUCGAAGACACUGCUAAAAACCUUGAAGUGGCCUCAGGAGCAAUGGGUAAUGGUUGUCAGAAAUCAGUUCAAAGGUAAGGCAGCAUAUGUAAUCUCUCAGAUGGUUAAAGUAAAGGAGUAUGAUGUGAUUAAAAAGGCAGUUUUAGAUGCUUAUGCCAUCACAGCUGAAGGUUAUCGGCAACAGUUCCGCCACUCUUACAAAACGCCUUCACAAACUUUUGUUGAAUUUUGUAAUGACAAAGUUAGGAAAUUUACAAAGUGGUUGCAAAAGACAGGUGUUUCAGAUUUUGAAUCCUUACAAAAUCUUAUCUUAAUGGAAGAGUUUAUUAGGAAAUUACCAAGUAACAUUGCUACCUUCAUUCUCGAAAAGGGAGAAACCAAUUUGUUGAAAGCAGCCAGUUUAGCUGAUGAUUAUUAUUUGAUCCAUAAAACAUAUAAACCAUUUAACAAAUCUAUUCCUUCAUCAUCCACAGCAUAUUGUUCCUAUUGUAAGCAGGAAGGGCAUCCCAUAGAGAACUGUCCUAAUCCUUCGUGCAAAAAGUCUGAUGUUGGAAAGAAUUCUCCGAACCCUAAUAGGAAGGAUAAUAAGAAAACAUUUCAUGUUGCUGCUCAAGAAUUAGAUGAGGACGUCUUCAAACCUUUCACUUGAAAGGCACCGUCAAUGGUAUUCCAGUGGACUUGCUUACGGGAUACAGGAUCCUCCCAAACUGUGGUAGCUCUGCCCUCACAGGACUUCAAACUGAGACAUGAGUAUGUUACCGUUUCUGACCUCAGUACCACCAAAUCCAUGCCUUUGGCAGAGGUGAAUUUACAGUGUCCUUACUAUCAAGGUAAUGUUUUAAUUGCAGUUUCACGAGAUCCUUUGCCUUGUUCAUCUAUCCAGCUUUUAAUUGGUAAUGAUCUUGCAGGGGCCAUUGUUAAUCCAGUAGUAUCUGAUCCUGAUAUUAUUAUAGAAAAUGAGUCCAAUAAAUCAGAUAAUGCUGUUAUUCAAAUGGCAUCAAUUAAACCAAUUGUUAUAGAUAAUGGCAAUAGAGUAGAGAAGACAUUAGACCUUAUAAAUAUGACCAAAUCAAACUUCAAGGACUUGCAGAAUAAAGAUCCUGCCCUUAAGGCUCUUUGGAAGAAAGUUGCAGACCCAGAUGAUAAUCCCAAAACUCCUUACUUUUAUCUUGAUAAAGAUUUGCUUUUUCGACAUUUUAGGUCCUCCAAAGCACCAGCAACCACAACAUGGUUUGACUGUCAUCAACUUGUUGUGCCACUCUCUCUAGUUCCAGCUCUUCUUGAAUUAGCCCACUCUCAUGUGAACCACUUUGGAGUCAACAAGACUUACUCUACCUUGGCUGACGACUUCUUCUGGCCUGGGAUGAAGAAGGACAUUCAACAGUUUAUUAAAGCAUGUCAUCAUUGCCAGACUACAGGCAAACCCAAUGAGAGACUUCCACCAGCUCCUCUUCAGCCCAUAUCCGUACCAAAGUUUCCAUUUGAGAGGAUUAUCAUAGAUUGUGUUGGCCCAAUGCCUAGGACUAAGCAAGCCAGGAGAUGAGGUGCUUGUCUAUCAUCCAAUACCCGGUUCCCCUUUACGUGAAAAAUUUAUGGGACCUUACAAAGUGCUUCAAAGAAUUUCUAAGGUAAACUAUGUUCUCUCUACUCCUGAUCGUAGACGAUCAAAGCAACUAGUGCAUGUGAAUUUGUUGAAGGCAUAUCAAGCACCUACUCAAAUGGUAAGUCAUCUCUCAAUUUCUUCUGAGGCGAAAAUACUACCACUAGAGGAAACUUCCACAGAAUUGCUCCUAGAUCUUCCUGAAGAUGAUCAACUAAUUAACUGGAAAGACAACACCAACAGUCAGAUUCUAAAAUCCUUGCCCCG
Messenger RNA from Macrobrachium nipponense, 2447 nucleotides. RefSeq lists its product as uncharacterized. NCBI's taxonomy places the organism in Eukaryota, Metazoa, Arthropoda, Malacostraca, Decapoda, Palaemonidae. Bases 1242 to 2123 code for a protein of 293 amino acids. The record is from RefSeq and is a predicted model, not a curated record. The transcript is spliced from 2 exons.